Molecule: messenger RNA, 683 nt
Organism: Fopius arisanus
Lineage: Eukaryota; Metazoa; Arthropoda; Insecta; Hymenoptera; Braconidae
Gene: Pfdn2
Product: prefoldin 2
Exons: 3
Coding region: 49-507 (152 amino acids)
Biological process (GO): protein folding
Cellular component (GO): cytoplasm; prefoldin complex
Molecular function (GO): protein folding chaperone
Source: RefSeq, a predicted model, not a curated record
UAUUCUGCCUAGGUUAUAUGUGCCGUUGACAAAGAAUCAACUCCAAAUAUGGCAAGCGAUAAAAAAAUGGGAAAACCUUUGACAAAGGGUGGAAAGUCGAACGAAGAAAUUCUUGCCGCUUUCCAGACACUUCGAAAUGAUCAGAGAUUAAUGGCCAGCAAAUUGUCAGAGAUGGAAAUGGAGUUAAAUGAGCAUAAAAUCGUCAUUGAUACACUGAAGACCGUCGAUCCUAAAAGGAAAUGCUACCGAAUGAUCGGAGGGGUUCUGUGUGAGCAAGUCGUCGUGGAAGUCCUACCAAAUCUCAUCACCAAUAAGAAGCAGCUGACUAAAGUAAUCGCAUCUCUCCAUGAGCAACUGACGAGAAAAGGCACUGAAAUUAACGAAUUUAAAGAAAAGCACAAUAUAAGAAUACGUGGAAUAGACGAGUUGCAACGCUCAGAGGAUGAUUCGAAGGAGCCUAAGGAAUCGAAAAGAAAUGCACUAGUGGUCAACUCACUGGAGGCUUAAUUUUUCAAUUGAUACUCUUCUAUUAAACAUAUUUUCAUUAAAUUCAGUAACAAUCACGUGGGUUAUGUAAUUGUAACUGAAUUUAAUGAAUAUUCUUCGAGAUUUUUGCCUGUCUCUCGAAGUUGUUUUACUCUCUCGCAUCAUCUGAUAUUAAAUAAUAAUGCAUUUAUUCAUUU